AUGGGAAGAUUAUAACUACUCAACAAAUGUUACCCUGAAAUACCUUUAAAAGAAUCCUAAAUUAGCUUAAGCCUAUAAUAACAGAAGUAAAAUUGAAUAUCUAAUUUAGGGAGCUUAUAUUUGAAACUAGAAUCACUAAAUCAUCCAUUAAUAUUUUUUAACCUGAUAGAUUAUUAUUAAACCCUUACUAAGAAUAACUCUAAUGUUGUUUUGAAAAAGUAAUAACAAAGAUGUAGAACUCAACUGAAGUAGCACAACAUUAGACUGCAAAAUAAAAUAUUAAUUUUAUAAUACAUAAGGCAGAGUUCCUAAAUAAAUUAGAAAAAGUCAAUUUUUAAUUGACAACUCAAAGUAAAUCAAAUUAUAGCAAUCCCAAUUAUUGA
This is a messenger RNA of Paramecium octaurelia, 383 nucleotides long. The record is from the annotation of a GenBank genome assembly. Lineage: Eukaryota; Ciliophora; Oligohymenophorea; Peniculida; Parameciidae.